This is a messenger RNA of Pseudogymnoascus verrucosus, 681 nucleotides long. RefSeq lists its product as uncharacterized. Lineage: Eukaryota; Fungi; Ascomycota; Leotiomycetes; Thelebolales; Thelebolaceae. Bases 46 to 681 code for a protein of 211 amino acids. The transcript is spliced from 2 exons. Gene Ontology annotation, molecular function: oxidoreductase activity. The record is from RefSeq and is a predicted model, not a curated record.
CAUCAACUAUCACCGUCUUCGUAUCUCCUCACCAACACCAUUACCAUGUCAUCCACAACCCUCCCCUUCUCCACAUCUCACACCGGUCUCACCCCUCCUUCCCCCGCCGACCUCCUCGACAUCACUACCCUCCAACCCCACACCUUCGUUUUCCCGCAACUAGCCACCAACCCUAACAUACAACCCCGUGUCCGCCUCCUCAUGUUUUUCAAACGUCUGCCGCAUAUCUCAGAAUCAAAGUUCCAUACCUGGUGGGAGACGGUCCAUGCAGAUUUAACGGUGAGCGUGCCGGGGUUUAGGAAACAUGUUCGGAGGUAUGCGCAAUUGCAUGUUACGCCGCAUUGGAGGGAUGUUGCGGCAGGGCUUGCUGGAGCACCACCUGCAGUUGAAGGAGAUGGGAUCGGAAAUGGAGAUGACGUUAUGAUGAGACCCCUGGGCUUCGACGCAUGUGGAGAAAUGGUCGUAGAUUCCGUGGAACAGUGGCAGGAAUUCGCAUCCGAUCCCGAAUUUGCAAAUAAAUUGCUCCCUGAUGCGGCAAACUUCAUGUUGACGCCCAUCUAUGUCUUUGCGUCGUAUGAAAAUCUCAUUGUUGGCCCUGCUAUGCCAGAGAGUGGUGGUAGGGAUGGGUUGGGCAAGGAGGAGCUGAAUGAGAAGUUGGAGAAGAGAGAGGAGAAGAUGUAA